ACUUUGCAUCAGACUAAUAAUAGGAUGUUUUCUUGCUUGCAUUGGCCAUUGUAGAUUAUAGAAAAACACAAGGAAAGCUAAUCUCAAACGAAUAUUCGAACAAUCAAUCAUUCCAAUCUUCGCCAAUUACCUAAUUUAGUUUUGCUCUCAAUUCGUUAUUUAAUCCCACUGCCCUCUCUGCUAAAAGUUUUCUUUACUGCCCAACUUCUCCCGAAGGGGUUGCUUUUGUGUCAUUGUACCAGGAUGUGUCCUAGGUCGAGUUGAACGUUUUUAGUUCUAUGGAAUCAGAUUCAGAUAGUAGCACUUCAACUGAAAUUAGUGAUGGUUGGUAUGAUGGUGUCAGGCAAUACGAUCCAGUGCAGUCAUCACUGAUACCUGGGCUUCCUGAUGAUAUUACCUUUUUCUGCUUGGCAAGGGUUCCUAGGAAGUAUCAUGCAGUCCUGAAAUGUGUUUCAAAGCGAUGGAGAGAUUUAGUUUCUAGUGAAGAGUGGUAUUUAUACCGGAAAAAGCAUCACCUGGAGGAGACAUGGAUUUAUGCUUUGUGCAAAGAUGAGUUAGACCACCUUGGCUGUUAUGUUUUAGACCCCAAUCGGUUACUAAGUGGGUGGAAGCGCAUCCAAGGCCUUCCUGGUUGUUGUAAAAGGAGAAGAGGCAUGGGCUUCGAAGUGUUGGGAAAGAGAGUUUACCUCAUUGGUGGCUGCGGUUAUAUUGAAGAUGCUACCAAUGAAGCCUAUUGCUAUGAUGCUGGUACGAACUGUUGGAGUGAAGCUGCUCGCUUGCCAGUUACAAGGUGCUAUUUUGCCUGCCAAGCUGUGGAUAACAAAAUCUUUGCCAUUGGUGGUUCAGAUCCUGGAUCAAGCAAUCUGCAGUCCUUGGAUGCUUAUGAUCCUCAGACAAAUUGUUGGAAUUCGCAUGUGGACCCUAAUGUUCUUGAUGAUAUUGAAGAUUCAGUAGUCUUGGAUGGGAAAAUCUAUGUUCGUUGUGGUUCGUCUGCUGUAUCUUCGCAUGUAUAUGCUCUUGCUUAUGAACCAUCAAGUGGUACAUGGGAACAGGCUGCUCCAGAUAUGGUCAUGGGCUGGCGGGGUCCUGCUAUCGUUGUGAAUGGGACUCUUUAUGUCUUGAACCAGACUUCAGGAACCCAGUUGAUAAUGUGGCAGAAGGAUACCAGACAAUGGAUCUCUGUCAGGAGAUUUUCAUCUAAAUGGACGAGGCCACCGUGCCGGCUCGUAGCAAUUGGGGAGGACAUAUUAAUUAUUGGCAAGGGGCUUAGCACCAUGGUGUUUUCUACUAAAAAUGCUGGAAAAAUGGAUGGAAUAAUGUUGAGCUCGUCGUUUCGAGGGUUAAAUUCUGACUUAGAAGUGAUAAAUUGUAGAUCUAUUGCAGUCUAGAACUCAAAGAAACUGACUUCCAGCAUAUGCGGAUAGUUAACAUCUCUUUUCUUCCCAUAUUUUAUGGUGCUUUCCCUUUCUUUAAGUUCUAUGCAUCUCCUUCAAAAAAAAAUAUACAUCCAGGUGGGACUUUCCUUUAAGGAAUUAUUUUUGC
This is a messenger RNA of Coffea arabica (coffee), 1542 nucleotides long. RefSeq names its product F-box/kelch-repeat protein SKIP4. Lineage: Eukaryota; Viridiplantae; Streptophyta; Magnoliopsida; Gentianales; Rubiaceae. Gene Ontology annotation, molecular function: protein binding. The record is from RefSeq and is a predicted model, not a curated record.